Molecule: messenger RNA, 1104 nt
Organism: Anastrepha obliqua
Lineage: Eukaryota; Metazoa; Arthropoda; Insecta; Diptera; Tephritidae
Exons: 2
Coding region: 28-1095 (355 amino acids)
Source: RefSeq, a predicted model, not a curated record
UCAGAACAGCUUGGAAUACUACACAAAAUGACCCACACAAUGAAAACACACAUCUGCAUUGUCCUGCUUUGUGUAACGCAAAUCACCGCCUACAAAGCGAUCAGCGGCAUGCUCGAUAGCGCAACUGACCUCACACCAGAGGAGAUAAAUGAAGUGCGACCGCUUUUCGAAUACUUGCAACAACAAUACGAUUACAUUGCGAGUCAAACGCCACAGGGCAGCCCAGACGCUGACGGAGAUCAAACAAUCGAUACUCAAUUCUCGGCGCUUUAUGCAAUAACACAAAAAGAGUUCGAAGAAUAUUUCGACGACUUGCUGCAACAACAUGCAGAUGUGAAUAGCAACGACAACACCGAUAAAUAUAAUACCACCCUGCCGUCAGUCGCAGAGCUGUUGGGUGCGCCUGGUGCUGAUCUAACCGCCGAAGAGCUGGCCGAACGCGCCGAUAUCGAAGGCUUGUUGGAGGAUGCGCUCAGCGAAGCACAAACACAAAUAGACGAAAUUGUACAACGGUCGCUGCAGUUGGAGGCACAGUUGAUGAAAAAUUAUAAACAGAAACUUGUUAAGUAUGUAGUAAAGGCAUUAUCGUCGCUCUUCAAGAUAGCAGUGCGUGGUGCGCGUGCCGCCUACUGCACCUAUUCACACAUUCCAGAGUUCAAUGUGUCACUGCAUCUGAUGUACGAAGGCGCCGAUUGCUAUACCUAUUCCAAGCAUUUGGUGUCGCGUGUUGAGAAUGAGACGGUGCAGACGGUGAGCACCAUUAGGAAGAAUGUCCUUAGCUUGUCGAGUAUUUAUAAGAAAAUCGCCGGCAAGAAAACAUUGCUGGGGAAAUUGACAGUGGUGUUGCUUAAUCUGUCGAAAGUUGUGAACAACAUUAAAGAAACCUAUGUAGUGGGCGUAAGCGCCCUUGAGAAGAUGAAAAAUGAGUUGCCGGAUGCCACACUGGAGUCGGUGCAAUGCGGCAAGAACUUUGUUGCGGGCGUGCCACAAGUGGUGGAUACUGUGGGGAAUUGGUCCACUUGCAUAAUGUACGUCGAUGAGGCCACCAACGAUUAUGAUUUCUUGAAACCGGAAAGUGAACGCGAUUUCAGCUAAGUUCAAAGG